CUGCGCAAGAACUCAGAGGCGGGCGGCGCCGCGCCGGCCCCGGGCAAGGGCCGAAAGAACUCGGCGGCCGAGCUGGGGAGCGGCAGGGCGGGCGGCGGCGCCCCUAGGGACAGCCGGCCGCCCCGGGACAGCCUGCAGGGCCUGAUCCAGGCCGCCGCGGGCAAGGGCCGCAAGAACUCGCGGGCCGCCGAGGACGAGCCGCACCGGGCCGUGGCCAGGAGCGCGGGCUGCAGCACCUACAUCAGCAGGCUCAUCAAGGUGGACACGCAGGAGAAGAACGGCGGCGGCGGCGGCGGCGGCGGCGGCGGCAGCAACUCCCCCUCCUCCUCUUCCUCCUCCGCAUCCUCUUCCCCUGCCUCCCUGGGCCCCGAACUGGACAAGGGCAAGGUCCUGAGGCAGCAAGACACGCUUGCCUCUGCCGCCGGCACGGGGGUGGGGACCCAGGGGCAAGAUGACCAAGGACCCAGCUACGAGCUAGCGCUGCCCCGGCCGCCGGGCAGCGGGGCAGCGGGGCUGAGUGCCGUGCGCCCUGUCUGUUCCUGGGAAUGCGGCUGGCGGGGCAGGCGGCGCGGGGUCGGAGGCGAGGCGCCCGGCAGUGGCAGCUCGGGCACCACGUGCCGUGAACAGAGCGCACAAAACCCCUCUGUCCUGGCGCUUUUCUUCCUCCGGAAGCGCGAUCAGGAGGGCGUCGAGGACAAGUGCCAGGGCUGCUCGCUGCCAGCCACACCCGACUCGGUGAGGGCCGGCCUGGCGGGCGGGGUCUGCCCGGACCCCGCGCUCUGCUGUCCCGGAGAAAUCCGACGCCGAGGCUCCAAGGACCCCUUGGUGAAGGUUCUGCAGCUGCUGGACGGUCCCUGCGAGGCGGGUGGCACCGGCCCGCAGGCGGAGACCUCGGCCCAGAGACAGGGCUCCAAGGACCCCCAGCUGUACGACACGCCCUACGAGCCUGUGGAUGGUGGCCCCAGGGCCGAGGAGCGGAGGGGCCGGCUGCCCGCGGGGGACGAGCGGCCAGCGGCUGAGUACGAGCAGCCCUGGGAGUGGAAGAAGGAGCAGAUCGCUAGGGCGCUGUCAGUUCAGUUUGAAGGCUCUGAGCACCCCUCCGUCAAGGAGGAUGCGGCCAGGCAGCACCGUCGCCAGAAGAGCUGGACCCAGAAGGCCCUGAGGCCGGCCGCCCCCGAGCACGGCGAGGGGGAGAAGGUGGACCCGGCGCUGCCGCUGGGGAGACAGCCCUGGUUCCACGGCGCCAUCGCCCGCGCUGAGGCCGAGAGCCGGCUGCAGCCCUGCCGGGAGGCCGCCUACCUGGUCCGGAGCAUCGAGUCAGGGAGCGGCAGGUACUCCAUCGCGCUCAAGACGAGUCAGGGGUGCGUCCACAUCAUAGUGGCCCAGACCCGAGAUGGCAGGUACACGCUGGGCCAGACCAGCGCCGUCUUCGGCAGCGUCCCCGAAGUGGUGCACCACUACUCCAGCGAGAAGCUGCCCUUCAAGGGGGCCGAGCACAUGACCCUACUGCACCCCGUGCACUGCAAGCCGCACUGAGGGCCGGCGGCCACGCCCCUCCUCCCCGCGGCCGCCUGAGCCCAGCCAGCAGCCCGGGGGGCGGCGGGACUGCACCCCGCACCCCGGGAAUUGGUGGGAAGUGAGAGUCUCCACCCGGAAGUCAAAACCUGGGGUCCCAAAUGCAUUCCUGACACUUGGCCACUGGCCUGUUGCUUUUCUACAGUAAGAAAUCAUGAUUCACCAGCUGCUUCCACUCCCUGGAGGAGGCGUUCUGUUUGGAGGGGGGGUGACUCUCAGGAAAGGUGAGUCAGGAGUCCAGGAAUAUUAAGGGUUUCCAGACAGGUGCCAGUUAUCCCCUGGAGGACCUGGCCACUAAGCAAACAAAAACGCAGCUGGCAUUUACAGGAGGCCAUAAAAAAUGACCGUGUGGACCCGGAGAGGGUGCGUUAUGGACCCCUUUUUGAGAAAACGGAUGAAGAGUGGAAAAUAAUCGAUCAGUGGGUGGCUUGGAGGGGGCUCUGGAGUCGGUGAAGAUUCACGACUCCGGCGAGGUGAUGUUGGCACUCAGCCUUCGGAGAAAGUUCGUGUUUCCUCGGUCUCCGAGGGUGUUUGUAUCCUUACUCGCAGAAGCAUCAAUGGGAAGGAAGAUGCCCCUGACUGAAGUCAGUGACAUCAGUUAAGCCUCGGCAUUACUGUAAUUCUGAAUCCUGGAAUAAAACGCACCACAGAUCCGAACAUUUGGAAAGCUGCGCGGCCAUUGUUGCAUUGGAUGGGGACGCCGAAUUUCCAGGACCUUUCUUUUCGUCUUUGGGCAUCUCCGUUGCUCCCUAGUUCAGUUUGCUCUGUAUUUUGGAAGGGAAGUUAGGUACCUGCGUACACACACACCCCUCCCUCCGUCCUCAGGGUGGGACCGCCCGCCCCGCCGCCACAGCGGGUCCUCGGCCCCGCAGAGCAGGCCGGCUCGCGUGUGCAGAUAUUUCUGAAAGACCGAGGUUUCCCUAACUACGACAGCUUAAAAUAUUAAAUUAAUAUUCAUAGUGUCCUCUCCGUGGUUUAUUGGGAACUUACACUGACCGUUGACUUUACUGUGAAAAAAGAAAUGUAAAAAACCACGAGAAUGGCUUCCUGCGAGGAGACCCCGGCGGAGGGCCGGCGGCUGGACGCCCCUGGCCCCGGGUGUGUGGCGUGGGCCCCAGAGCCGGCCCGAUGCACGCGCGCCGUCCUGGGAAAAGCUAACUUUUGCGGCUCCUUUUAAAUGCACGAGAAACGCUGGUCCGGUUCAUCUUGAGAAAAGCAUUUCUUUCUGGUUAUUAGUUACCAUUCUAUUACGAUUUAGAGGUUAGUAAAUCCUUGCUUCUUUACUCAGUUAAGGUUGUAGCCAACGGGCUGUGUGAUCCUUGAUUUAGGAAACUUGAGAGGAACUUUUUCUUACUGAAUCUCCAGGAUUUUAUUAAGAGUCUCCGUUUUCUGAGCAGCGGCCGUGUUUUCAGCGUGGACUGGGCCGUGUGCGGCGUCUUCAGCACCAGACUUCUCUUUAAGUCUCGGCAUCUACAGUUCCGUUUCCAUUCAACAAAUAUUUAUUAUCUCCCAUUUACAAAUCAUCUAUUAAACGUAUUUUUAGUUUGACAUUCUAGAAGCGAAACCUUAUUUUUACUUAAACUGAUUCUACAAAAUACAGCAGUUAUCCUAAUUUUAAUAAAAGCCAAAAGCUUUGUGCA
Molecule: messenger RNA, 3215 nt
Organism: Suricata suricatta (meerkat)
Lineage: Eukaryota; Metazoa; Chordata; Mammalia; Carnivora; Herpestidae
Gene: SHE
Product: Src homology 2 domain containing E
Exons: 8
Molecular function (GO): phosphotyrosine residue binding
Source: RefSeq, a predicted model, not a curated record